This is a messenger RNA of Microplitis demolitor, 2493 nucleotides long. RefSeq names its product transmembrane and ubiquitin-like domain-containing protein 1. Bases 191 to 1261 code for a protein of 356 amino acids. The record is from RefSeq and is a predicted model, not a curated record. Gene Ontology annotation, molecular function: protein binding. Lineage: Eukaryota; Metazoa; Arthropoda; Insecta; Hymenoptera; Braconidae. The transcript is spliced from 4 exons.
UAUACAUAUUAUUUAUCAGUUAAAAUAAAUAUAGUUUGUAAAAAUAUAUUACGUUCUAAGUGUCAGAUAUAAAUAAAAAUCUAUAAUAUAAAUAUAAAAUAUUAAAUUAUUCAUAUUUAUUCUCCACAAUAUUAAUAUUACAAAAUAUAUAACAGCAAUUACCAGUAAAUAAAAAAUAAUAAAUUUAAAAAUGACUUUAAUUGAAGGAGUUGGUGAUGAAGUGACAGAUUUUUUUAUUGUUGUUGGUGUGAUAUUAAUUGGUUGGAUAGCAUGGUGUUCGACAAAUAUAUCCGAACAACCAUUGAUACGUACAGUAUUAAUAUUACAACAUAGAACACGUACACGUAUCGCUGAACUACGUGCCAAUAAUUCAUCAAGUAGAAUUAUUGAUAACAGAAAUUCGAGUGCGGAGGAGUCGAGUGAGGAGACAAUCGUACCAAGUAAUAGCAGCAGUAAUGAACCUGAGGAAAAUUGUCCUGUUGAUAAUCAACAAGCUACGGCAGAAGCCACAGGUUCACUGGCAACAGGGACAGCAACUUCGGAGCAAGUACUUAUAGAAGCUAUGGAUUCAUUGAAUGAUGACAGCAAUUUAUUACACAGACCUGUCAAGUUAUCAACGAGCAGUGAUAAUGAUAAACCUGAUGAAGCUGAACAGUCAGGGCCUGAACCAGCGCCAGCUGGUGAUUCCCCUCAGGAUAUUUGCAAUGAAGACAAUGAGAUAACGAUUAAGUUGAAGUUUAUAAAUGAUGACCAGAAAAUAGUCACCGGACGUUUGAAAGAAAUGUUGAGUGAAUUUAAAAGACGACACUUUCAAGUUGAAUUGGAUGCCCAGAAACGGGUACGCUUAGUAUUUAAUGGACAAGUAUUACAACCAGACAGUGAGACACUGGAAAAAUGUGGACUGUUUCAUAAUUGUGUUGUCCACUGUCUUGUUCAUCAGCCUCUGUUACCAACAUCGACGCAAUCGAGCACAAGUUCAUCGCGGUAUUCAAGUAACGGUAACAGUAAUCAGUCAUUUCAAAAUUUACCGGGCGGUGAUAGUCCUGGUGUAAGUUCUCUGCACCAGGAAUGGGAUCUAAGUAGAUUAUUAGUCAGUAUUUUAACUCUGGUAUUGGCUAUCGCGUGGUACUCACGGUAUCAUUACGCCCAACUAUUUACAGUAACAACUACCAUGGCAUUGUAUGCACUCACUGCAAUGUUUACUCUCGCUCUCUUCGGUAAUUUUUUUCCUGAUCAAGAGAGCUUGAGGGAAGUUGAAUAAAUAAUAACUUUUUUUUUUUAUGAAUAAUUUGCUGUCGUGGAAUUAUAAAUUUAUAUAUUUAAAUAAUUUUUCGGUAUCGAGGCACCAUUUACACGACUGAUUGUUUUUUUUUUUAAUUUUUGUUGUCAAUUUCAGCUGUCAGUUGACAGUUUUUGUAUUUGAAAAAUUAUUUACUAAUACUGUUCUCAAGAAAAAAUGAACCUCAUUUAGUAUUUUAGUAAAUAAUUUUAUGUAUGAUCAUAUCUGAUAUAUCUAAUUAUGUUUGAUCUGAUUUACGGUCAAAAAUGAAGACACAGGAGUAGAUAUAGCUUUAUAUCUGAUCAUGUUAUACGUAAUAUCAGAUAUGAUUUUAUAUGAUAUCAGAUAUGGUUAUUUUUACUAUCUGAUCAGAUAUAAAUGUUAAUAUUUGACUAUGUAGUGGAAAUAUAUGGUCAUGUGUCAGAUAUGAUUAUAUGUGAUAUCAGAUAUGAUUUUAUAUGAUAUCAGAUAUAAAUGUCAAUAUUGGACUAUGUAGUGGAAAUAUAUGGUCAUAUGUCCGAUAUGAUUAUAUAUGAUACCAGAUAUGGUCAUAUAUAUCAGAUAUGGUCAUAUAUGCUCACUUCUGUAUGAAUAUUAUUACAUAGGGUCGUUUUUAGUAUCUGAUCAGAUAUAAAUACCCAUAUAUGACAUUAGGUAUGGCCAUAUCUGAUCGUGUCUAUAAGAAUAUUAUCAGAUAGGGUCGUUUUUAAUAUCUGAUCAGAUAUAAAUGUCUAUAUUUGAUCAUAUACAUGGCAAUAUAUGUUAUAUAUGAUGACAUGUCAGAUCGAACCAUAUUAAUAUUAGAUAUGAGCAUAUUACCAUCAGAUAUGAUCAUAUAUGAUCACUUAUUUAUGAAUAUUAUUAGAUAGGGCCAUUUUAAACAUCUUAUCAUAUUCAGAUGUCCAUAUGUGACCAUAUACAGAGAAGUAUAUGAUCAUAUGUCAGAUAUGAUCAUAUAUAAUCAUGUUUAUAUAAAUAAUCAGAUAUAAUUGCCCAUGUGACCAUAUAUUUAGCAAUAUAUGAUCAAAUGUCAGAUAUCAUACAAAUCAGAUAUGUUUAUAUCUAAUCAUAUCUAUAUAAAUAAUCAGAUAAGACGGUUUUAAAUAUAUGAUCAGAUAUAAAUGACCAUAUAUAUGAUCAUAUCUGGUAAUUUUUUUCCUGAAGACAAUCAGAAAACUUAAUUGUCAAUUGACAGCUUUCUUGUAAUUUUUUGU